Brassicogethes aeneus is the source of this 1227-nucleotide messenger RNA. Lineage: Eukaryota; Metazoa; Arthropoda; Insecta; Coleoptera; Nitidulidae. The record is from the annotation of a GenBank genome assembly.
GUUGGUAUACCUAUAGCAACAACAUAACCCCACUAAUUUUUGAAUUAUAAAAAUUAUGUUGAUACGAUGUUUGAUGCAAUUAUUACCGCUUAUAACGUUAUUUAUUCGGUGAUUUACUACAGUUAUUACGUGAGUUUGAAAUGUGGACAGACGAUUGUGACUCAAUCAGCUAAUUUAGCGAAUAAUGUCGUUAAUUUUGGCUUAAUUUUAUUGGAAUCAUUGAAGAUAUUUCUGGAGGAUAUUUAUGGGACUGUAGUGCUAAUAUACGGAAGUUUUAUGCAUUUAUUCGAUGUUAUUUUGGGCGUUAUUGGAGAUAUUGGAAGUGGAUUCAGUAAAAUCAUCUUGGAGAUAUGUCGAGUGUAUGAAGUUAUUUUAAACAGUCCUUUAGCGGUUAUUAGAGUUAUUCGACAAUUAUUUGUAUGUAUUAGGGAUUUAAUUAUAUUAAUUGGGGCUGGAGUUUGGUUUGCCAUAACCAUUGUACCCCUUUCUCUAUGUUAUUUAACAACAUCCACUGCCAAAUUAGUUUUAAGUCUAAUUAUAGAAACUUUUGAUAAAAUUAAACAAUGUACUGAAACAAUUAAGACUGUCUUAUACGAUUUAUAUUACUUUGUGACUGAUGUACCUUUAGAAUCUCUAGCUGGUCUAAUUGUAGGGUUAAGUAUAGCCUAUAUUUUAUUUCAAUUUUACGUUGUUAUAUAUGCGUUUUUACGUGCAAGAUUUACGUCUUACAAACAAAUAAUCAGACAAAACUGUGCUGUUUUAUAUAAUAAUAUUCUCCAAAAAAUUACUGUACGCCAAAGAGUUAUAUACAGAAGGAUUUUGGAGAGUAGGAGACCCUUGCAUUUACGACGGGAACCUAUUAAUCGAAGAGUUCUUGUCGCUAGAAGAGUUAUUCAACAGGAAGAAAGCAAAAAUGAAGACUCUUUUUUAGACCAAAGAUUUUGUGUUAUUUGUCAGGAACGGCAAAAAUGCAUUCUGAUUUUGCCAUGUAGACAUGUUUGUCUUUGUAGCGAAUGCAAUUCUCAACUGCAGAUGUAUAACAAUACUUGUCCUAUGUGUAGAAAGGAUAUUGAAAGAACGAUGAAAGUAUUUGUGUAGCAAUGAUUUGUGAUAACGUGUUAUACAAUGGAGAAUUUAUGCAGUUUUUAUCAUGUUAAUUUUUUAGUCCAUGAAUGAUUUAUUUUAAUUUGAAUUUUUUUUUCAUUAUGAGUUUGUAAAAAAAUAAUC